UUUUUAUUUAACUUAUUUAUAAUUUCUUUUAUUAUUACUUUUUCUAACAAGUUAGCAGGCAUACAAAAUUAAGUAGAUUUACUAGAUAAAAAUACUAAGAAGACAGAUAAUUUACAGUUUAGUUUAUUUGCUUCUGGAAUUGCUGGUGUGAGUUGGUGUGGCUUAGCAGUUGUAGUUUGUCGAUCCAAAUUACAUUAGAGUUGGAGAGUCCACCCCCAAGUCUCUCCUUUGUGGGAGGUUUGGGUUCAAUUCCCACGGAGAUGAGGGAGUUGCUCAGCGGCUGAGAAGGGAGAAGAUGGUAAUGAAGGUAGCGGGUUCGUGUGGUGAGAGGAACAACCCGAAAGGUGAUGUAAGUCCUGCUGGAUUCGUCCUUUGGAGCCAGUACUGAUGAGGUUGACUGUGAUCAGAUCCGGACUUAAGUGUCUAGGGGCUUUGGAGGGUAGUUCAUAGACUACAGGAUUAUGGGAGCGUAAGCUCCGACAUCUGGAUUAUCAAAAAAAAAAAGAAUUGGAGAAUGUGCAAACUCCACUGGUUGUUCUGAAGAGGUGUUACCCCGUAGCGCAAGGGGGUCCUUUGAACAAAGCUAUGUAGUGGUCAGUUGAAAUUGCCGCGGCUUGGGCAAUUUAGCAACGGUGCAGGUCCUUGUUGAUCUAGUUUAGUCAAAGAGGUCGGGGUUGUAAUUUCUGAUGGAGACGAAGGUUUCCAGGAUCAGUGUGCGGCUGGAUAUCACUGUUUACCGAAUACUUUGCGAGUUCUAGUGAUUAGCUAGAGACGACAAUGCCAGAAGGAAAAGAGAGUUUAAAUUUGAAAAUAUUUGGUUAAAGGAGGACGUGUACAGAGAGAUUGGCUAAACUCAUCAAAUUUAGCUAUCUGGCAGAGACCGCGGGAUGGAGCUAAAAACGUGGAGCAAAACGUGUAGGGUUUGGUUUCAGACCCGGAUUGAAAUAUGUAAACGUCGCCUGGCAGAUUUAAGGGAAGAAGAUGGGAGAUGGAACGGUGCCGAUUUUCAAAAGAUAAAGGAAGUCUUGAUCGACCUGCUUCAAAGGCGGCAUAUUUUUUGGCAACAAUGUGCAAAGACUUUUUGGCUUACAGAGUGUGACAGGAACACUAAAUUUUUCCAUAAUGCGGUUAGACAGCAUAGAAGGAAAAAUAAAAUGAAGGGACUACGUUUACCAAAUGGGGCUGGGAAGUGGAUCGCGCUAAAAUGAGCAGGAUGAUCCAUGAUUACUACGACGAGCUGUUUGAAUCAAGUUAUUCAGUAGUGGAGGAAGACAUGCUUGUUGGACUAGCGAAGGUCACCACGGCUCAAAACUGUGAAUUACUUCGGCCGAUUACUGCUCUGGAGGUGAAGAGAGCAGUUUUUCUAUGCAUCCGGGUAAAGCCCCUAGACCGGAUGGAUUAAAUCCGGCAUUUCUUCAGCAUUAUUGGGAUAUCUUGGGAGAUAGAUGUCCUCAGGGGAAAAUUCCCAGGAAGGGCUCGACCAGGAGAAUGUGAGGCAGUCAAAAAUUUGUUACAUUUAUAUGAGGGCUUCUCGUGUCAAAAGGUAAACUAUCAAAAAUCUUAUGUAAUGUACAGUCCAAAUUUGGGUGAGGAAAGUAGGGACAAUAUUUGCAGUUUACUUGGGGUUAGAGUGGAGGGGGAUAAUCUAACAUAUCUCGGACUCCCUGCUCUAAUCGGGAGGAAUAAACAUGAUAUUUUGAAUUAUUUGAAGGAGUGAAUAAUUAAGAGAAUUCGAGGAUGGAAUAAUAGGUUUAUCUCUAAAGUUGGGCGUGAAAUUAUGCUUAAAACAGUGAUACAGGCUAUGUCAACAUAUGCAAUGGUUUUUUUUGCUAACGAAGAAAACUUGUUCAGAGGUAGAGGUGAUAAUGAAUGAUUACUGGUGGCAGGGUUCUGGGCAAACGAGGAGGGGUGUUCGAUGAAAACGUGGCAAGCUUUAUGCAUUCCAAAACAGAAAGGGUGGGCGGGCUAUCGGUCUUUAAGAGAAUUUAAUAUAGCCAUGCUGGGAAAGCAAGCUUGGAGGUUAAUAAAAAAUCCUGAUUCGUUGGUGGGGAGGGUGUUUAAAAGCUAAGUAUUUUCCUAACUCUUCAUUCAUGCAAGCUCAAUAGGGGAAUAACCCAUCUUUCAUUUGGAGUAGUAUCUUUCAGGCACAGGAUAUGAUGGCACAUGGUACUCGCAAGAGGGUGGGUAGCGGGAUAUCACUUUCAGUAUGGAUGGAAAGAUGAUUGUUGGGAGAAGGAACUAGGUUAAUACAUAUGGCUCCACCAGCAUGGAUAGCUGACAUGAAUGUGGUAGCCUUGAUGACAGAGAACGGGGAUGGCUGGAAUGUUCAGAAAAUUAAUACCAUGUUUUCAGAAGAAGAGAGAAGAGCAAUUUUUUCUGUACCGAUAAGCAGGAGAAGGUCGGAAGAUGGGAUUUGGUGGAAAGGAAACCCUAUGGGAGUUUAUACGGUUAAAAGUGGGUAUAGAUUACUUCGGGUGAGUAUGAGGCUAGAGGCUGGAUGGGGUGGACCAAAAUGUGGAAUCUCGCAAUUCCAUCAAGAGUAAAAUGUUUCUUUUGGCAAUUAAUGACAGGAGUAUUGCCCACAACAAAUAAUCUCCAACGAAGAAGAGUAGACGUGAAUAACGAAUGUAAAUUGUGCGAGGAUGAAGAAGAAACUGAGAUUCAUUUAUUCUAGAAUUGCUACAUUGCUGAGGCUGUCUGGAGGAAAAUUGGUGUCCGAUUUGUGAGAAUCGGAAAUACUUUAUCAAAUUGGGUUCAAUGUUUUUUUGAUAAUUUGCAGGUUGAUGAGUUGUGCAGCUUUAUCAUGACUUUGUGGAACCUGUGGAAGGAUCGAAAUGAUAAAGUCUGGAAGUAAAAGGCGACUGGAUGGAGACAAAUCCUAGAGGUGGGCUCGAGGUGACCAAGGAGUGAAACCAGGUGCGGCGGGGAGCAGACCUAUUUGGAAGAGACCACUGCCGGGAAGCAUAAAGGUGAACAUAGACGCGACACUUAGUAUUGCAAGAAGCAAGAGGACCUACGCAUGGAUUGCAAAAGAGAUGAGCUAGGGGAACUCUUACAUGGUGGCUACCAGACAGUGACAGCAGAUUGGUCCGCAGUGGUGGCCGAAGCAGUGGGGGUAUGAGAAGCUUUAUCGUGGGUUAAAGCCCAGGGUUGGACAAAUGUCAAGUUAGAAAUGGACUCCUUACAUGUGGUUUCAAACUUCAUGAACUGGGAGGGGGAUUCCUAUUUUGAUACAAUCCUUGAUGAUAUAAGACACAAUCUUCGGAAUGAAGCUAGUAUAGAAGUCAUUCAUUGUAUGCGGUCCGUGAAUGUGGUGGCUCAUAAAUUAGCUAGGGCCGCUCUUUCUUUGUCGGAUGGCUUAGUUCUUUUUUCUGUGGCUCCUGAAUGUAUUGCUAGUCAGUUCGAAAACGAUAAAUUGCAUAUGAUAGAUUUUCUUUCAAAAAAAAAUCUUUAGAUAAAAAUACGGGGUAACUAUAAAGAAGACAGAUAAUUUAUAAUUUAGUUUAUUUGUUUGCUUAAAUAUGAGAGGUGGACUUGUAAGAAUUUAUUUAUUAUGCAUUUUAUGUUUCAAUUACAAUGUUAG
Molecule: messenger RNA, 3583 nt
Organism: Cuscuta europaea
Lineage: Eukaryota; Viridiplantae; Streptophyta; Magnoliopsida; Solanales; Convolvulaceae
Source: the annotation of a GenBank genome assembly